UCCAUUGGCCGCGGCCGCGCCGGGAGCUGCGCGUCGGCGGAAGCGCGACGGGCCGGGCGGCGAGAGAGGAGGGAGCCGUGUGUCCGCCCCGCCGGGCCCGCCGCCGCGCCGCUCCGCACGAUGGGCUCCCGCGCGGGCUGAGCCCCGCCGUGACGGAAAAAUGAGUGGUGGGUUGGCACCAAGCAAAAGCACCGUGUAUGUGUCCAAUUUACCCUUUGCUUUGACUAACAAUGAUCUGUAUAGGAUAUUUUCAAAGUAUGGGAAAGUUGUCAAAGUUACCAUUAUGAAAGACAAAGACACCAGAAAGAGCAAAGGAGUUGCCUUUAUUUUGUUUUUGGACAAAGAAUCUGCACAAAACUGUUCUCGGGCACUUAAUAACAAACAGUUGUUUGGAAGAGUAAUAAAAGCAAGUAUUGCCAUAGAUAAUGGAAGAGCAGCAGAAUUCAUUCGCAGGCGUAACUACUUUGACAAGUCUAAGUGUUACGAAUGUGGGGAAGCAGGACACUUAAGUUAUGCUUGUCCUAAAAAUAUGCUAGGGGAGCGGGAACCACCAAAAAAAAAAGAAAAGAAGAAGAAAAAGAAAACAGUGGAGCCACAAGAAAUUGAGGAAGAAGAAGAAAGUGAAGAGGAAGGAGAAGACCCUGCUCUAGAUAGCCUCAGCCAAGCCAUAGCUGUUCAGCAAGCCAAAAUUGAGGAAGAGCAACAAAGAUGGACACAGAAUGCAGGGGAAUCUUCAAUUUCAGAUGAUUCAAAACGUCCACGGAUUAAAAAAAGUGCUUAUUUCAGUGAUGAGGAAGAACUCAGCGACUGAAAUAAUACUGUUCUAAAUGCAUAGAUAAGAUAUAUAUAGUGUACAUUUUGUAAAGUGCUACAAAGUGAUCUGUAAUACAGGUUUGUUCUGGUGUUGGAAGACACUGAAAAUCGUGUGGUUGUUUUUUUUAUUCUGUCCCCUGACUCUUCCCAUCUUUUUAUAUCUGUGUCUCAAAACCUUACCUUUCAAGGCAACGUUUUAAGAAAAUAAUGUGAUUAUACCCUUAACUCCAAAACAGUGUCUGUAAGAAUGCAUCUUGCAGUUAGUAUCUAGACCCAAGUCCUAGCAGUGAAGUGUUUCAUGAGAGAAUUUCCCAAGGCUUUUUUCCAAAGAGGAGUUCCUCUUAGGAUGACUGCUAACACCACUGAUGCUUUAUGUACUUGUCUGUUCGGAAGCAGCGCUUUAGUAAUACUUAAGUAGAAUAUGAAACUUGCAUUAAUUGAGUUUCAGCUUUAAGCAUUGUCUUUUUACUCUUCGUGCAGUACUAUAAUAAAUUAUUGUCACAUCAA
This is a messenger RNA of Prinia subflava (tawny-flanked prinia), 1320 nucleotides long. It is a transcript of the gene ZCRB1, whose product is annotated as zinc finger CCHC-type and RNA binding motif containing 1. Lineage: Eukaryota; Metazoa; Chordata; Aves; Passeriformes; Cisticolidae. The transcript is spliced from 8 exons. The coding region runs from base 161 to 811 and encodes 216 amino acids. The record is from RefSeq and is a predicted model, not a curated record. Gene Ontology annotation, molecular function: RNA binding; zinc ion binding. Gene Ontology annotation, cellular component: U12-type spliceosomal complex. Gene Ontology annotation, biological process: mRNA splicing, via spliceosome.